AUGGAGGACACCGUGAAAGCAGCCGCUUUGCCCAAUGUUCACACGAUCACCACCAGCAUCAACAACAAUGACAACACAACUCCAGAGUCGCCAUCGCAUAAUCGGAACAUCAUGAUUUCCCUUCCUUCAAUGCAAACAAGCAACGAAAUCAAGGAAGCCACGCCGCCGCCACACCGAUACACGGGGCUCUCCGUGGCCAUCGCCUACGAUGAAUACAAUAUGGUGUCUUCUGUGGACUACUCGCCAGGCCUCGUGUCGAUGUGCGCGGUGGUGGUCAACAAGGCCGUGCUCUCUUCGUGGUCCUUCCAGUUUCCGCUGACGAUGAUCGCCAGCCAGAUGGCCAUCUCCUUCCUUCUCCUGUGGGUCCUCAAGCAGUGCGAGCUCAUCCAGUACGACGACUGGUCCCUCGCCACCGCCAAGAAGGUGUGGCCAAUGGCGCUGGCGCACGUGGGCAACGUGCUAUUGGGCCUUGCUGCACUCAACCUGGUCGACAUUCCUAUGUUUGGGGCUUUGCGACGGACAAGCGUCAUUUUCGUGUUGGCCAUGGAGUAUCUGGUUUUGAGCAAGACAGCGUCGCUUCAGGUGAUCGGUUCGACGCUUCUUCUGCUUCUCGAGGCCUUCGUCAUCACUUCCUUUCAUGUUCAGUGCCGAGAGAAGAACCCGCUCUUCCAUGACAUCAACGCGUUGGUGGUGCUCACUGGGGCGAUUGUCGGUGGCUGGGGCGAUCUGCAUUUCGACCCCUUCGGCUACGCACUCACGUUCUGUGUAAAUGUUACGACCGCCCUUACACUGGUCCUCAUUCCCAAGCUGGGCACGGCUGCGAAUCUGAACGCGUUCGGGCUCAUGCUCUAUCAGAUCACCAUCUCCUUCCCCAUCGUCGUCUUCUUCAUCUUCUCCACGGGCGAAUGGAACGGAGUCAUGGCCUAUCCAUUUUUGCACCAUCCUGGCUUCCAGUUCGCGUUCUUCGUAUCAUCGGCUCAGAUAUUCUUGGUCAACUACACUCUUUUCCUCUGCACGCAGCUCAACUCUCCUCUCACCACCACAGUCACAGGGACCAUCAAGAAUAUUGGCGAGACGAUGCUCGGAUUUGUCUUCUUCAGCGUUCCGGUCGACCCCAUCAAUCUGAUGGGCAUUGCCAUCGGAUUUACGGGCAGCGUCUACUACUCGGUCGUGAAGUACUUCGAACAACAGCAGACGCAGUCGAAGCCCGCCUUGGCCAAGGUCUGA
Molecule: messenger RNA, 1227 nt
Organism: Acanthamoeba castellanii str. Neff
Lineage: Eukaryota; Discosea; Longamoebia; Acanthamoebidae
Exons: 11
Coding region: 1-1227 (408 amino acids)
Cellular component (GO): Golgi apparatus
Molecular function (GO): antiporter activity; GDP-fucose transmembrane transporter activity
Source: RefSeq, a predicted model, not a curated record